Messenger RNA from Esox lucius (northern pike), 1138 nucleotides. It is a transcript of the gene dck, whose product is annotated as deoxycytidine kinase. The record is from RefSeq and is marked provisional. Gene Ontology annotation, cellular component: mitochondrion; cytoplasm. Gene Ontology annotation, molecular function: ATP binding; deoxycytidine kinase activity. Gene Ontology annotation, biological process: nucleobase-containing compound metabolic process. NCBI's taxonomy places the organism in Eukaryota, Metazoa, Chordata, Actinopteri, Esociformes, Esocidae.
GUAGCGAAAUCUUAGAUUUUAAGGCAAGUAGACCAAAUAUCUUUAGAAAAAUGUUGCUCGCGCCGCCGAAGAGAGGAUGUCCUAGUCCUUACAACGACACAAUGGAGAAGAGAAUAAAACGAAUUUCAAUAGAAGGCAACAUUGCCGCGGGCAAAUCAACAUUUGUGCGCCUUUUGGAAGAACAGAGCAAAGACUGGGAAGUAGUGCCUGAACCCAUCGCUAGGUGGUGCAAUGUACAAACCGAAAACAGUGAUUUUGAGGAGCUGACCACAUCCCAGAAAAGCGGUGGUAAUGUCCUGCAGAUGAUGUACGAGAAGCCAGAGAGGUGGGCCUACACCUUCCAGACCUACGCCUGUAUGAGCAGGGUGCGUGCUCAGAUGAAAUCCACUAAUGGAAAGCUCAGAGAGGCAGAUAACCCAGUGCAGUUCUUUGAGCGGUCCGUCUACAGUGACAGGUACAUCUUUGCCGCAAACCUGUAUGAGAGUGAGUGUCUGAACGAGACUGAGUGGUCCAUCUACCAGGACUGGCACGGCUGGCUCCACAGGCAGUUUGGAAAACACAUCCAAUUGGACGGUAUCAUCUACCUCCGAGUUGCACCGGAGACAUGCAUGGAGAGGCUUCGUUUGAGAGGCAGAGAAGAAGAGCAAGGCAUUCCUCUGGAAUACCUGGAGAAACUCCAUUUCAAACACGAGAGCUGGCUGCAGCACAAAACUAUGCGUAUGGAGUACCAGUAUCUGAACGAUGUGCCCAUUUUGACGCUGGACGUUAACGAAGAUUUCAAAGUGGACAAGGUCAAGUGUGCCGACAUGAUAGAGAAGGUCAAAGAGUUUCUGAGUACCUUGUGAACAUCAGCCGAUGACCAUCACAGCCUGCACUGAAGAGGAGCCAGAAGUGAAGAGACGUGGAAUUUGUCAAAACAAGUGUCACUGUCUGUCUGUAAUAAAUCGUGUAAAUUCUUUUUUUAUACUUAGCAUUUAAAAUGCUUUUAAAAAAAAAACAACAACAUCUAGCUGCAUGUGUACUUCAAGGAUUUUGUAUAAGUUUGUUUUACGCAUGAAGUGUUAUUUAUCAAUGGGGGACCUAGAAUAUGUCAUCGACUGGGGUGUUUUGUGAUCACCUGAAAUAAAUUAGCAUUAUU